Messenger RNA from Mobula hypostoma (lesser devil ray), 3212 nucleotides. It is a transcript of the gene epn1a, whose product is annotated as epsin 1a. Gene Ontology annotation, biological process: endocytosis. Gene Ontology annotation, molecular function: clathrin binding; phospholipid binding. Bases 595 to 2337 code for a protein of 580 amino acids. Lineage: Eukaryota; Metazoa; Chordata; Chondrichthyes; Myliobatiformes; Myliobatidae. Gene Ontology annotation, cellular component: clathrin vesicle coat; plasma membrane; endosome. The record is from RefSeq and is a predicted model, not a curated record. The transcript is spliced from 10 exons.
CGCUGCUCCGGGAACGCAUAUUAAUGAGCGGAAGCGGAACCGUCGCCAUUUUGUCGCGGCGGAGGGAGAAAACCGACGGAGGGAGCGGAGGGAUUGAGUGAGUGAAGUUACUGGAGCUCCACCACUGAUGAAGAUGCCUCGUGCUCGGCUCCAACCAACUGUUGACAAGUAGCUGGUGAUUUGCCCUCACCCCCCCCUUCCCCACCACUUGAGGGUAGCUCUCCUUUUUCCUCUGUCUCUCUCCCCCACCCCACUCCCUCCCAGUUCCCCUCUCUCCCAGUUCCCCCCCUCUCUCUCCCUCCCUCCCUCUCCUGGUCCCUCUCUCCCCCCCUCCCGGCCCCCAACUCCUCUCUUCCCCUCUCCUGGCCCCUCCUCUAUCCCCCUCUCCUGGCCCCUCCUCUAUCCCCCCUUCCCCCCCUCUCUCCCCCCUCUCUCUCUCUCUCUCCCCCCCCUCUCUCCCAGCCCCCCCAACCCCUCUCUCAGCCCCCUCUCACUCUCCCUCAUCAUUCCAGCCCUUCUCCAUCAGCAGCUAUUUCUUGCUUUCCUCCUCCUCUCCCUUUCCCCACACCUCUCCUCCCCAUCCAGCCUGCCAAGAUGUCAACCUCUUCCCUCCGGCGUCAGAUGAAGAACAUUGUCCACAACUACUCUGAGGCCGAGAUCAAGGUGAGGGAGGCCACCUCGAAUGACCCUUGGGGUCCCUCCAGCUCCCUCAUGUGCGAGAUCUCAGAUCUGACCUACAACGUGGUGGCCUUCACUGAGAUCAUGGGGAUGGUGUGGAGGCGGCUGAAUGACCACGGCAAGAAUUGGCGGCAUGUUUACAAGGCGCUGACGCUGGCCGAGUACCUGGUGAAGACUGGUUCAGAGCGGGUAGCCCAGCAGUGCCGUGAGAACAUAUAUGCUGUGCAGACCCUGAAAGACUUCCAGUAUAUCGACCGUGACGGCAAAGACCAGGGCGUGAACGUGCGGGAGAAGGCCAAGCAGCUGGUGGCCCUUCUAAAGGACGAGGAGAAACUGAAGGAGGAAAGGGCACAUGCCCUCAAGACCAAGGAGAAGCUGGCACAGGCUGCCACAGCCAGUUCCUCUGCGCCAUCAGCCCCCUCAGCCACCCUGCGUGGGCCGCCAGACAUGGAACAGGCCUGGCCGCAGAGCUCGGGCGAAGAGGAGCUUCAGCUUCAGCUGGCCUUGGCCAUGAGCAAGGAGGAGGCCGAGCAGAGAUCACCUCCAGUCCAUGGCGAAGAUUUACAAAUGCAGCUGGCUCUCAGCCUCAGCAAGGAGGAACAUGACAAGGAGGAGAGGCUACGGAGGGGAGAUGAUCUCCGUCUGCAGAUGGCCAUUGAGGAGAGUCAGAGGCAGACUGCACUCACCUCAACGAAAGAUAAGAACUCCCUGAUGGACUUGGCUGAUGUCUUCACAGCCCCCCUGGCCCAAGCUCAGGCCGCUGACCCCUGGGGGGCACCAGUCUCGGAGCCGGUGCCACCUGGGCUGCCUGCCACGGACCCCUGGGGAUCCCAGCAGACCAGCAUUGCUGCCACAUGCGAUCCUUGGGGUGGCGCCCAGCAAGCGCCCGGUCCUACUCCUCCUCGAGGGAACUCUCCCGAUUCCUGGGAUGUUCUGGGUGCACCGCCCUCGGCUGCCCCUCCCUCUGAGACCUGGGCCCCACUCCCUGCACCAGCCACUGUGCCCACCGGAGACCCCUGGGCCCCCAUUCCAGCGGCCAGCCCGCCUGGCCAUACCCAGGCACUGCAAGACCCCUGGGCACCCAGCAACUCGCCUCCAUCCAUGGUCCAGGGCACAGGUCUUCCCCCUUCUGACCCCUUCCUGGCCUCCCCCAUCCAAGACGAUUUCUCUGAGUUUGACUCUCUCCGGAGCAGUGCCAUGAGAGUGGAGCCAGUUGCAGGUGAAGCACAGCCACGAGCCGAGACCAGCAGCCCAGACCUGUUGGACCUGAGCGGACUGGGCCCUGCCCUCCCUAGCACCCAGGGGGGCACCAUUCCACCCGUCACACGCAGGACCCCUGAGUCGUUCCUGGGACCCAACGCCGCCCUGGUCAACCUGGACACCCUGGUGUCCAAACCCACGCCUAGGGUCUCCAACCCUUUCCUGAACUCAGGAGGUCCCAGCACUGCCUCCUCCACCAACCCCUUUGGUUCGACAGCCACUGCUACCCCUGCUAUGACCCUGAACCAGCUGAGGGCCAGCCCUGUCCCCACCCCCACGCUCUCCCCCCUGGUGGGUGCCCCACUGCCCCCUGCCACCAGCCUCCCUCCCACCGCGCUGGGCUCCCAGAACGGCUUUGGGCACCCCCCAGCCGGGACCACUAACCCCUUCCUCCUAUAACUGGCACCCACCCCCCCGAAUCCGGGACCAGAGGGUGAGAGAUUGCAGGAGGUUUUAUGGGGAUCAGCCUCUGUACCCAGUUAUGGCCUCCUCUCAUGGGUUCUGGGGUCCCACCCUCCCCCAUCUCUCCUGCCCCUUCUAAUCUGAGGAUCUUUCCCACAGCCCUCCCAGAUGGGGUAAUGGUGCUAGAAACCCUGAGUUGGACCCGCAAUGGGAUUAAACGUGUUUAAUGAACUUCCCAUUCUCUCUGCCCCGCACGGGUUUAACACCCCCCUCCAACCUCCCUCUCCCUGCAGUCCCACCCACUUCCCUCAUGAGGAAGCGAAGACUAUGUGGAGAGUAUUUCAUUGUGACGGGUGAGAACAUGUUCAAACAGACAAACUACAUUGAUCACCGGUUUCACUGUCUUCCACAGCACAGCUGUCUCCCCUUCCUCUCUGGGGUUGAACGGCGGCAGGGAACAUGCGUUAGAGGGCAGCCAGCAAGUGGACAAGGGUCAGAGGGCAAGUUUGAAAAGGGACCCAGUGUACUUAAUCACCGGCCAUCCCUUCCUGAAAGGUGGGUGGGGCAGAGUGAGCCUCGCCAGUGGUAAUGGCGCACCAUUGCAACAUGCUAUUUACAUAGAAAAGCCCACAGAGGGCAGGGAGCCGUGUGGCACCCGGGUGUAACAUUUCAUGUCUGUAUAAUCGUGCGCGCGCGGGGGGCGGGGGGUGAGAUCCUUCGGUUGAGAGAUUCCGGCAGGGAGUUCGCUGUGAUCACCAUUCCUUUUCUAGAACAAUGAAAAACUUGUCUGUGGUAAAUCCAGUGAUGUAAAAGGAAUUUAGAAUUAAUUAAAUCAGAAUCUAUAUAUAAAUAUAAAUAUAUAUAUAUAUCUA